AUGAGUCUAGUUCUACCUGGUCUCACUUCGCUAGUUACUUUGCUUUCGGUUUUGGAAAAUCAGCCGGAAGAUAGUAGAUUAAAUUUCACUGAGCUCGCAAUAAAAUAUGGACAUCCGAACGUCGAAGCACACGAUGUAGUCACUGAAGAUGGAUACAUUUUAACAUUAUUCCAUAUCCCUGGGAAAAUAAAAGGACCUGUUCUUCUUUUGCAUGGCAUUGUAGACUCUGCUGAUUCAUUCAUCGUUAGAGGGACGAAAUCUUUAGCCAUCACAAUGGCUAAUAAGGGAUAUGACGUGUGGGCUGGAAAUACAAGAGGCAACAAGUAUUCUCGGAGACAUAUAUAUCUAGAUCCUGACACCGACCCGGAGUUCUGGAACUUCGGUUUUGAAGAAAAUGGUUACUAUGACCUACCCGCGAUGGUUGACUUCAUUCUAAAUUCUACUAAUCAGACGAGCAUGAGAUCGAUAGCACAUUCUCAAGGAACGACGGCACAUUUUGUUUUACUAUCAAUGAGACCGGAAUAUAAUGAGAAAAUUAGAGGAUUAAUCGCCCUAGCGCCUAUCGCGUUCCUCAAUAACGUAAUACCUCCAGUUUCAACUCUUCUUGAGCUAGGACCAGAGAUAGACGUGUUUUUGGCAUCCUUAGGGAUAAACGAGAUAUUAGGAUAUUAUUCGGCAGCAAGAGAGCUCGUCGAGUUAAUAUGCAGCCAAGGAAUUAUUGGCUACGAUCUCUGUUUCAUACUUGGCGUUUCACCAUUUGUUGGCUUCGAUCCUACAAGAAUUGAGCCUUUGUUUUGGGAAGUUAUCAUGGGGCACUACCCGGCAGGUACUAGCCGAAAAAGCUUAGUGCAUUAUGACCAAGUUUUUUUACGUAAACAAUUUGCUGGAUACGACUAUGGGCGUACAGAAAAUUUUCGAAUAUACCAUCUUCCAGUUCCCCCCGAUUACAAUUUAACGCAGAUCACAGCAAAUGUAUCAUUGAUUGUUGGCAAAAACGAUAAUUUGUCCAGAAUAAAGGAUGUGGAUAUUCUAAGAUCAUUACUUCCUAGAGAGCCUCAAUACGUUUUAUUGAAACCAAGACUAUGGAACCAUUAUGACUUUGUAUGGGCCAAUGACAUGGAUGUAUGGUUGUUUCCGUAUAUAUUCUCAUUUUUGAAAGAGUGGGCAUAA
Molecule: messenger RNA, 1170 nt
Organism: Cydia strobilella
Lineage: Eukaryota; Metazoa; Arthropoda; Insecta; Lepidoptera; Tortricidae
Product: lipase 1-like
Exons: 1
Coding region: 1-1170 (389 amino acids)
Molecular function (GO): hydrolase activity, acting on ester bonds
Source: RefSeq, a predicted model, not a curated record